GUCUCACUUUCCAUUCAUCAAUGGCGAUUUCAACUUCAUCUUCCUUGUUUACUUCCCCUAAUAUCCAUUUCAAUUCACACAAACCGUUACAUUCAAGUUCAAGCUCGGUCCGAUUUGGAAGAACUCGGGUUUUUGGGGCUUUUGCCACCGCGGAGAGGACGGGUAACACUAGCUCUUUGUCGUUGUACGAGGUGCUUGGGGUUGGUGUUGGUGCGGACACGUUAGAGGUGAAAGGAGCGUACCGGAGAUUAGCUAGAGUUUUGCAUCCGGAUGUGAGAAGUUGUGAGUCUUCGGCGGAUGAGUUCAUGAAAGUGCACUUGGCUUAUACUACACUUGUUGAUCCUGAAAAACGAGCGGCGUAUGAUCGCAGUCUUGUUCUUCAUAGGAGGACUGAGAUGAGAUUUGCCCGUAGCCACCGGUCAAGAAGAUGGGAGACGGAUCAGUGUUGGUAGAGAUUGAUGUAUAAAUUAAUGUGGAUAUUAGAGUUGGUUCAAUUUUAAGAACCAUUCGGACAAAUCAUUUGCUUGAUUUUGAAGUAGGAUAUGAUUGUUCAACCUGUUUUUGUUAUUAUAUUUGAUUCCUGUUAAUGAAAAUUGUUAUAGUCAUACUUUCUAUUACGUCGUUCUAAUAAAUUAUUUCUUUAUAAAUAUAUAUAUUUUUUUU
Helianthus annuus (common sunflower) is the source of this 663-nucleotide messenger RNA. Its product is annotated as chaperone protein dnaJ 11, chloroplastic-like. The transcript has a single exon. The coding region runs from base 21 to 452 and encodes 143 amino acids. The record is from RefSeq and is a predicted model, not a curated record. NCBI's taxonomy places the organism in Eukaryota, Viridiplantae, Streptophyta, Magnoliopsida, Asterales, Asteraceae.